Cladocopium goreaui is the source of this 1477-nucleotide messenger RNA. The record is from the annotation of a GenBank genome assembly. Lineage: Eukaryota; Dinophyceae; Suessiales; Symbiodiniaceae.
AUGCACCUCACCUUUUGGGCGCGCCAUGGUCGCCGCUUUGCCACCGCGCCAGUGCUGCAAGCUUUGCGGCGCGUGCGGGCCUUGCGAAGCCCCUCACAGCUGCUGGGCUUUGCUGCGAAAAAUGAGGGUGCUGAGAUGCUUGUGCUCUACUCGGUGCUGCAAAGGUUGGUGUCACUGCUCCCAAAGACUGGCGCGGGCACCGUUGCGGUUGCCGAGGGACUUGCUGGUGACGGUCGGUUUCAGGUCCUGAUGAAGACCUUGAGCAGCCGCGCGGAGGAGUGCAACGGUGCCACCUUGGCGCGUGUGGCGGAUGCGGCAGUGCGGCUGCGGACACGGAGCCCCGAGCUAGAGGAGCUGCUCCAGAGAUUGGCAGAGGUGACCGUGACGCGUCACAACUGCAUCAAGCCUCAGGACCUUUCUAUCCUGGCACAAGCCUUCGGCUCUUGGCGCCUCGACCCUGGAGCCGAUCCGGCGCGCUUCUUGCGGGGCGAAGCCUUGCGACAGAUGCAGGAUUUCAAGUGGAACAGUUGCGUGCGUUUCUUGGACGCCUUCCGUCGCUGGGGCAUCGUGGACCCCGAGUUGACCGCCAUGACACUGGAGCGGCUCCAGGACAUCUUACCCGCUGCCACCAACCGAGAUGUGGUCAUGAUCUUGGAAGUCUUCAGCAAACUGGGCAUUGCACGCUUGGAGCUGCUGCAGAAGCUCUGUCAGAUGGCCUUCAGCAACUUGUGGCUCUUCAGCCCACAGCAACUGGUUUCAGUCACCUCAUCCCUGGCAAAACUUCGGUUCCUGACGGAACGAGAUGUGGAGGAGCUCUUGAAGGCGUUGAUGCCGCAGUUUGGGCGGCUGAGCGAUGUGGAUGUGGGCAGGUUGCUCUUUGCCCUGGCCAUGGCCAAUGUUUGCUGCGCUCAAGAUCCCAGGCUUAAGGUGCUGGCAGCUCAAUAUGUGGGCGCUGGGAACUCAGAUGUGCUAAGCGACAUCGAUGUGGCCUGGGCCCUAGCUGUGCUGGGGCUCGAUCGAUACUUCCCAGCCAUGGUGGAGAGGAUCGCUGAGAUGGGCAUGGUGGAGAAACGCAGCAGUUUGGUGAAGCUGCAUGACGUUCUCUGCCACGUGGCGCAUCAACGUCCAGAGUUUCCCCUGCCGUCGGAGCUGCGGCGAGCAGCGCGAGAUGCGGCCGCGGCGGAGGCCCAAAGAUUGGCCUCAUCGCAGAUGCGGAGCAAGGUGCUGACCGUGUGUCACCGCCUCGUUCCGCCGCAAACGCCUCAGAGGACAAUGGCAGGGCCUUUUCAGGUGGACUUUGUGGAUGAGAGGUCGAAGUUGGUGGUGGAUCUGGAUCUGGUGAGUUGGCCCAUGACGCGCAAGCUGCGACAUCAGAUCCUUGGAGAUCAAGGAUAUACCACGGUGGCGUUGCCGUAUUGGGAGGUGAAACGACUCGUGUUGGCUUACUGGGCUUUCAAUGUCUUGAUCUUGAGGGAUU